ACACACACACAGUAAUAACACAUAGUAUUCGGAUCACUCAACCCUUCGUCUGUUCUUCAUAAUCUAUCUAUACCACGCAGAACACAGGUACACUCUCUCACACACACACUGACACACACAGACAGAUGGCCAACCUGCAACCUGGGAACAGUGGUCUCACAGACCGACCACAAGUACCUAUUCCAGCUUUUGAUCCCCCGACGAAACCAAAGAGAAACAAGUUUGCUUUUGCUUGUGCCAUUUUAGCUUCAAUGAAUUCCAUCUUAUUGGGCUAUGAUAUUGGAGUGAUGAGUGGAGCAACAAUCUACAUCAAGAAGGACCUGAAGAUCAGCGAUACACAAGUGGAAAUCCUGGUGGGUAUACUGAACCUCUACUCUCUUCUGGGGUCGGCCGCAGCAGGCCGAACCUCGGACUGGAUCGGGCGCAGGUACACUAUAGUCGUCGCUGCUGCAAUCUUCUUCGUCGGCGCACUAUUGAUGGGUUUCGCCCCAAACUAUGCAUUUCUCAUGUUUGGCCGCUUUGUCGCCGGACUCGGUGUCGGCUACGCUAUCUUGAUUGCGCCCGUCUACACCGCCGAGAUCUCACCGGCUGCUUCCCGGGGCUUCCUCGCAUCUUUCCCGGAAGUCUUCAUCAACGCUGGUAUCUUACUUGGAUAUGUAUCUAAUUAUGCAUUUUCCAAGCUCCCAACUCACUUGGGUUGGCGACUCAUGCUUGGAAUCGGAGCUAUUCCAUCAGUUUUCCUGGCAAUUGGUGUGCUAGCCAUGCCCGAGUCACCACGUUGGCUCGUCAUGCAGGGUCGACUCGGAGACGCGAAGCGAGUCCUCGACAAAACAUCAGACUCGAAAGAAGAGGCUCAGCUCAGACUCAACGACAUAAAAGAAGCCGCCGGUAUUCCCCAGCACUGGAAAGACGACGUCGUUACUCCCCCAAAACUCAGUCACGGCGAGGCCGUAUGGAAAGAUUUACUCCUCCAUCCUACACCGGCCGUUCGUCAUAUAUUGGUCGCAGCCAUCGGCGUACACUUCUUUCAGCAAUCAUCCGGUAUAGACGCCGUCGUUUUGUACAGCCCCAGAAUCUUUGAAAAGGCCGGCAUCACAAACGACACAGAUAAGCUACUUGCGACGAUGGCAGUUGGGUUCGUCAAAACAAUGUUCAUCUUGGUGGCCACUUUUUUCCUGGACCGGACCGGACGGCGACCUUUGCUUCUCACUAGCGUGGCUGGUAUGAUCGUUUCUUUGAUGUUACUAGGUGUGGGUUUAACCAUCAUCGAUCACUCAGACGGUAAGAUAACCUGGGCCGUCGCUCUAUGCAUGAUCACCGUGUCAUCAUUCGUGGCUUUCUUCUCUAUCGGGAUGGGUCCCAUCACCGGUGUGUACACCUCGGAGAUAUUUCCGUUGAAGCUACGAGCUCAAGGUUUUAGUGUGGGAGUGGGAGUUAAUAGGGUGACGAGUGGGGUCAUCGCGAUGACUUUUAUAUCUCUAUAUAAAGCCAUCACCAUUGGUGGGGCGUUCUUUCUCUUCGCAGGGAUCGCGUCAGUGUCUUGGUUCUUCUUUUUUACGUUCCUCCCGGAAACACAGGGUAGAACCCUUGAAGAAAUGGAGACAUUGUUUGGAGAUUUUUUCAAGUGGAGAUCAACUGCGAAGAAACUAAAGAAUUCGAAGGAGAUUUACGGUGACUCUAACGUUAGCAUUUAGAUUCCGAUGGGCACUAAAGUAACAACCAAAGUUAGGUUGAGUAAGGGGUAGUUAGUUUAAUGUGCGUUCGUUGUAAGGUCUUGUAUGUCAUUUAAAGGUAUUGUUGGCCCCUUUCUUCAUUUUUUGGUUAAAGUGGCCUUUCUUCAUGUAAAUUAUGUAAUGAUAGUAUUUUGAAUCAAAUAAAGAAAGAUCGCAGUGUGGUGGGAGUGGAUUUAUGAAGAGGUUACAAUUUGUUGGUUUUGUA
Messenger RNA from Cornus florida, 1938 nucleotides. Its product is annotated as polyol transporter 5-like. Bases 126 to 1694 code for a protein of 522 amino acids. The transcript has 3 exons. Gene Ontology annotation, biological process: transmembrane transport. Lineage: Eukaryota; Viridiplantae; Streptophyta; Magnoliopsida; Cornales; Cornaceae. Gene Ontology annotation, molecular function: carbohydrate:proton symporter activity. The record is from RefSeq and is a predicted model, not a curated record. Gene Ontology annotation, cellular component: membrane.